AUCUCUGACGCUAUUUCUAAUGGUUUGUUCCCUUUAUAUAAAUAAGAUCCUACGGUGUUAAAAAAUUAUCGAUGUGCCAAUUAAGAGGAGCCUACUGUAUGUAUAGUUUUCAACACUCAAGCAUAGCUAUUUAAACCAUACCAAAAAUUGAUGUGACGAUGUGCAUUUUACAUGUACAAACAAAAUUCUUGUAGUGAUAGCAAAAUGAGAAGUGGAGCAAAGGAAAAGGCAGAAGUUACAAGUGCAAUGCAAAGAAGGAAGGUGUGGCGGAUUUGUAGUGAGGUUCAGUCGAAUGAGUCUCUUCCUUCGGACCACAACCUCCCUCAUUUCACGAAUCUAUAACAUACCCACCUUUAUAUACUUCUCUCCCAUUCUCCAUUCUCCAUAUUCAACCUCCUCCUCCUCCUUCUUCUUCUCCAUUUUUUUCUCUCUCUUUUGUGGUCUGGUCACAUUUAUGUAAGAAAUGGACAAUAAGAUUGGAUCACAACUGGAUUCAUGCAAACCCGCCAAUAACGACGUGGGUUCCGCUCCUCAAAACGGCACCGUUUCCACCAUUCAGGACUCUCCCUCUCCGGCCCACCCCACCGGCUCCCGCGCCACCCUCGGCAGCCACAUCGCUCACCGUCUUGUUCAGAUUGGCGUCAACGACGUCUUCUCCGUUCCCGGAGACUUCAACCUCACUCUUCUCGAUUGCAUCAUUGCCGAGCCGGGUCUCAACAACAUUGGCUGCUGUAACGAACUCAACGCCGGCUACGCCGCUGACGGCUACGCCAGGGCCCGCGGCGUCGGUGCAUGUGUUGUCACCUUCACUGUCGGCGGGCUCAGCAUUCUCAACGCCAUCGCGGGCGCUUACAGUGAGAACCUUCCGGUCAUUUGUAUCGUCGGAGGUCCCAACACCAACGACUACGGUACUAAUAGAAUUCUCCACCACACUAUUGGGUUGCCGGACUUCAGCCAAGAAGUCCGAUGCUUCCAGCCUGUUACCUGCUAUCAGGCUAUUAUAAAUCAUUUGGAUGAAGCCCAUGAGCUCAUUGAUAAGGCUAUUUCUACAGCUCUGAAAGAAAGCAAACCUGUGUACAUUAGUGUCAGUUGUAACUUGCCCACGAUAUUUCAUCCAACCUUCAGUCGAGAGCCUAUUCCUUUCGCCCUUUCUCCCAAAAUGAGCAAUUGCAAGGGGUUAGACGCAGCAGUGGAGGCUGCGGCAGCCUUCUUGAACAAGGCGGUGAAGCCUGUGAUAGUGGGAGGGCCGAAACUACGGGUGGCAAAGGCGACAAAAGCCUUUGUCGAAUUGGCAGACGCCUGUGGUUACGCCCUUGCUGUGAUGCCAUCGGCCAAGGGGCUGGUUCCUGAGCACCACCCUCAUUUUAUAGGGACGUACUGGGGAGCCGUCGGCACUGCCUUCUGCGGCGAGAUUGUGGAAUCAGCUGACGCAUACGUGUUUGUAGGGCCGAUUUUCAACGACUACAGCUCUGUUGGGUACUCCCUACUGCUCAAGAGGGAGAAGGCCAUCAUCGUGCAACCAGAACGCGUUGUCAUCGCCAACGGGCCAGCUUUCGGGUGUGUUCUGAUGAAGGACUUUCUCCCAGCUCUGGCCAAGAAGCUUAACAACAAUACCACCGCCUAUGAGAACUACCGACGUAUCCACGUUCCGGAUGGUGUUCCUCUAAAAUGCGAACCCACUGAGCCUUUGAGAGUUAACAUUCUCUUCCAGCACAUACAGAAGCUGCUUUCACACGACACUGCCGUGAUCGCAGAGACCGGGGACUCCUGGUUUAACUGCCAGAAACUCAAAUUACCAGAAGGAUGUGGUUGGUGUUGCAGGUACGAGUUUCAAAUGCAGUAUGGUUCCAUUGGGUGGUCUGUUGGCGCGACGCUGGGGUAUGCGCAGUCGGUUCCAGACAAGCGGGUGAUUGCUUGCAUUGGCGAUGGGAGCUUCCAGGUGACUGCACAGGAUGUGUCAACGAUGAUUCGGUGCGAGCAGAAGAGCAUCAUCUUCCUGAUAAACAAUGGGGGAUACACCAUAGAAGUUGAAAUCCAUGAUGGCCCCUACAAUGUGAUUAAGAACUGGAACUACACUGGCCUAGUGGAUGCAAUCCAUAAUGGUGAAGGCAACUGCUGGACAAAGAAGGUCAAUAAUGAACAGGAGCUCAUAGAGGCCAUUGAAAUAGCAACAGGGGAGAAGAAGGAUUGUUUGUGUUUCAUUGAAGUGGUAGUUCACAAGGAUGACACCAGCAAAGAGCUUCUUGAAUGGGGAUCCAGGGUCAGCUCUGCCAACAGCCGUGCGCCAAAUCCUCAGUAGAUCACUUUCCUGCUGCUGAUCUGCUUGAGUUUGUUUUCCUGGCCAGUUCUGGAUUGGUGUUCUUCUUGUUAUUUCUUUUUUCCUUUUAUUUAUUUAUUUAUUUUGCGGGAUUUCUUGAAUAUAUGAGGAAGUUUCUGCUUAAUUCCUGCAUUUUGGACUGUUUGAUUAUUCAGUCCAGUGAACUGAGCUUUCUAUACUCACCUAGGAAUUGAAAACUUUAUACUUGAACUUAAUCGACUUGGGCAAUAAUAUUCAAAAUGAA
This is a messenger RNA of Vitis riparia (riverbank grape), 2561 nucleotides long. RefSeq names its product pyruvate decarboxylase 1-like. The transcript is spliced from 6 exons. Gene Ontology annotation, molecular function: carboxy-lyase activity; thiamine pyrophosphate binding; magnesium ion binding. Lineage: Eukaryota; Viridiplantae; Streptophyta; Magnoliopsida; Vitales; Vitaceae. Bases 464 to 2299 code for a protein of 611 amino acids. The record is from RefSeq and is a predicted model, not a curated record.